GUAUCAUUACACACAAACCUAGGCGAUUUAAAUGUUGAACUUUAUCCAUAUCUUUGUCCACAAACAUGUGAUAAUUUCCUGAGUUUGUGUUCAAGAGGAUAUUACAAUGGAGUUAAAUUUCAUAGACUCAUUAAAGGAUUUAUGAUUCAAGGAGGUGAUCCAACUGGAACAGGUAGAGGAGGGAAGAGUAUUUGGGGAGGUGAGUUUAAGGAUGAAAUCUCACCAAAACUUCGUCAUGACACAAUUGGAACUCUAAGUAUGGCUAAUAAGGGACCAAAUACUAAUUCUAGCCAAUUUUUCAUUACAUUCAAGGAAACUCCUCAUUUGGAUAAUAAGCAUACAGUAUUUGGAAAAUUAGUCGGUGGAUUAAAAUUACUUCAAAAGAUUGAAAAUAUUCCAGUAGAUGAUGAAGAUAAACCAUUGGAAGAUGUACAAAUUGAAAAUAUCUCUAUAUUUUACAAUCCAUUCACUGAGGAU
This is a messenger RNA of Naegleria gruberi, 477 nucleotides long. RefSeq lists its product as uncharacterized. The transcript has a single exon. Gene Ontology annotation, molecular function: peptidyl-prolyl cis-trans isomerase activity. The record is from RefSeq and is a predicted model, not a curated record. The annotation marks the transcript as partial. Lineage: Eukaryota; Heterolobosea; Eutetramitea; Acrasida; Naegleriidae. Gene Ontology annotation, cellular component: catalytic step 2 spliceosome. Gene Ontology annotation, biological process: protein peptidyl-prolyl isomerization; protein folding.